GUUUGUAUCAUGCAAGAAAGUAAAUCAUGGUGAAAUUUUGUGAUUCAUACAAUUUUAAAACUUCUUUUAUGUUGUGUUUACAUAUUCUCAAAGAUUAGUAAUUUUGCAUGGAUGAUAUAUUUGAUAAGUAUGUAUUUCUUGUUGUAAGAUUUACAUUGAUAUAUUCAUAUAUUGUUAUUUCCAAUUUUGUCUGUUUUAGUAAAAUUGAAUUUUUUGUUUUUUGCCAAUGAAAAAUAAGAACAUGAAAGUAUUUCAUGUUUUUGAAAAUGAUUGUGAAUGAUAAUGAUAAUAUUGUAGGUAUUUUUGAAUUAUUGUGUUUUAAAAGAAAUAGCCAAAGGAUUUAAGUACAAGAAAUACAUAUAGGAAUUAGAUAUAAAAUGAUGUAAGCCCAUUUCAACAAAUUCCCACCCAAAAUGCUAUGAUAUAUUUUUUCCUUGCAGUCUCUUCCCAAAACUUGUAAUGCAUCUAAAAUCCUGAAAAUCGGGUCUCGGUAUGUUCAGUUGUUUGUAUUACUGAAUAAAUAUACUCAGUGUUUGACUAUGUAUAGUUAUAAAGAGUGCAUGGUUCAUUUUACAUGUAAAGUCAUAACUUUGGACAUGUAUCACUGAAGCAAAGUCUUCCAAAAAGUUAGGGGUGGGGAUUCUCAAGUGAAAGUUUGGAGAUGAAAGAUUUUAAAAAUGGAUAUGUCUUACAUGUACUAAAAUCUUUAUAUUCUGUCAUAAUCAAGUUGUAAAGGACCUUUAAAUAAUAGAUUCAGUUGUUUAAUUCCUGUCAUAAAUUUUGGUAACAACUUUUUUUAACAUGAUAUUUGAAACAGUGAUGUUAUUUUUUCCUGCCUUUGGUCUGAAAUAUUGGUUGGAAAAAGUAAUGAUAAUUGAAUUUAUUGCAUUUUGUUUUAAAAGAUAUUUUUGUAAUGUUUAUACUUUUAUAUUUUACAUUUUUUGUCUCUGUAGUGUGCAUAUACUUUAUAGUUAGCAUUUUUGUUUGCUGACUUAAUUUCAGCUUUUCAUAAAGGGUAAAUAGGAUAGUUUACAAUGUAGGUUCAAUAUGACAAAUGUUACUUCAGAUAUGUAAUCCAUAAGAAAAUAACAGAUUUUUCUCGGCUCUUGUUGCUUAAAAGAAAUCAGAAAUCAUGAAAGAAGAAUAGUUUUGGCUACUCAUUUAUUUAUGUAGUGGCAACCUGAGCCUAAAGUAAGCUGGGCAUCCUCUGCAGGUGGAGCUGGGCAGUGGCGGUCAGUGGCCUGAUGGGAGUGGAACCAAGCAAGCCUGGAUCUGCGCCAAUAACAUCAACAAGAUACACAAGUGCCCCUACUGCCAAUAUUCCUCUCUUGUUUUGAAUAAUUUAAAAAGGCACAUGAGUAUUCAUACUGGAGAAAAACCUUUUGCAUGUCCACACUGCUCCUACAGUUGCACAAGAAAAGGAAAUUUAGAAACACAUAUCAGAACCCACACAGGUGAAAAGCCUUACUCAUGCCAGCAUUGCCCAUACCGUUCUUCACGAAUGUUCUCCCUGAAGAGCCACAUGUCCACGCAUCAUCCAUUUGAGGUCAUCUCAAAAAGUCAUGUGAGGCUGGAGAGGGACCAAGUUUGGACUGGUGAGAGAGGAACUUCAGGCAACAGGAGGGGCUACAGCACUACCUACAAGAUCCAUCAGUGCCCAUACUGCCCUUAUUCCUCAAAUGUCACAACUAACUUACGAAAUCAUUUGCAUACUCAUACUGGGGAGAAGCCCUAUUCUUGCCCUUUCUGCUCCUUCUCUUUUGCUACAAAAGACCGUUUAAAGACACACAUUCGCACUCAUACAGGAGAGAAACCUUUUGAGUGUUCUGUAUGCCCAUACAGAUCUUCAAGGAAAGACUCUUUAAAAAACCACAUGUUAACUCAUCAGUUGCACUCCCAACAGGUUGGACUGGACAGUACUGAAGAGAAGAAUAGAAGAAGGAGUUCCACAUCACGAAUGUUGACCAGCUCCAACUACAAGAUGUAUGAGUGUCCCAACUGUACUUACACCACCUAUGUUGCUACCAGCAUGAAAAAUCACAUUCGGACCCACACUGGCGAAAGACCUUUUUACUGUACUUACUGUCCUUUUAGUUCUACAACCAAGGCUAAUCUGCAGAAACAUAUUCGUACCCACACUGGUGAAAAGCCCUUUAAGUGUGUUCAUUGUGACUAUUGUUCCUCAAGAAAAGAUACUCUGAAGAGCCAUAUCCUGAGUCAUCAUUUUUAGACGUAUGAUGAUUAAGAAGUUAGCAGAUGAUUAAAAGUAUGGGGUGGGGAUGGACAGUGAUGACCUGAGGGAUGGCAGAAGAGUUACAGGACCUAGCAUGGAAGUGCCACAUUUCUACAAGACUCACCAGUGUCCUUACUGCACUUACAAUACAAAAUUUACCACAAGUUUAAGAAAUC
Penaeus vannamei (Pacific white shrimp) is the source of this 2409-nucleotide messenger RNA. The record is from RefSeq and is a predicted model, not a curated record. NCBI's taxonomy places the organism in Eukaryota, Metazoa, Arthropoda, Malacostraca, Decapoda, Penaeidae.